Molecule: messenger RNA, 3696 nt
Organism: Xylaria bambusicola
Lineage: Eukaryota; Fungi; Ascomycota; Sordariomycetes; Xylariales; Xylariaceae
Product: MIF4G domain-containing protein
Exons: 8
Coding region: 1-3696 (1231 amino acids)
Biological process (GO): nuclear-transcribed mRNA catabolic process, nonsense-mediated decay
Cellular component (GO): exon-exon junction complex; cytoplasm
Molecular function (GO): RNA binding; protein binding
Source: RefSeq, a predicted model, not a curated record
AUGGACCGCCCACGAAAACGAGAGCUGCUGGCUCUUAACGAACGUGCAUGGAAUGGAGAAGCAGACAUAUUUCCCCUUGGUUCCGUCUUAGAUUCCUCGCUCAAGAAGAAUACAGCCUUUAUCAAGCGGCUGCGCACCGCCGUAUCCUCUGCGACCCAAAACACCUUCCUGCAAGAGAUUCGAACCCUGAGUCUAACCAAAUACCUCUCCGAAGUCGUCUCGGCGUGCUAUGAGGGUCUGUGCAAGCUCAAAACCCCCGGUGAGAUUGAUUCCGCUGUCGAGAUCGUCAGUGCACUACAUCAGCGCUUUGGUCCCGCAGAAUUCACCGAAUACCUGGGAUGGCUUCUUGGCAAGGGAAUGGCAACACCGGACAAAAGCCUGUUGAAAACGCUAGCGCCUGAAGUACGCGAGAAAGAGGAGAAGGACCGUCUGGUUCGCCAACGAGCCCUUCUACGAGUAGUUACAGAGCUUUGGAUUGUUGGUGUUCUCCGAACCCUCGAUGAUGUAAAGCCUGACGAUGCGACUCGCAGCCUGAACGGGAAGAAUGCCGAACUCAAAAUCAAGACUGCGAACGCUACGAAGGGCGGUGGAGCUGAGCCAUUCCCUCUUGAAGUUCUGAAGGAUCUGCUCGGCCACGACAGAGAACACGCGAAUUUGCCACUGUUAGUCAUAUUUGUGAAGUCGUUUAGUUGGGACAUCCUGGGUGUUAAACCAGCCGGCGCAGAAGGUCGCAAAACAGUUGAGGCUGACGGUAUCGCCAAGCCUCUCGAUAGCGGCAUUGAUCAAGAUGCGAGAUCCGACAUUAUCGAUCCUGAUGAUUCUCCGUUCGCGUCCCCGGAGAUUCAAGAACGCUUCAGGAAUAUUCUUUCAAAGUAUUUCGAAGAUGUCAAGACACAUCUGGUGAAAGAUCAGAAACACAUUGUUGCUCAAAAGGGGCGAAAUUCAGAAGCUUAUGUGAAGUCGGGAGAAGUAUUUGAAGAUCGCCAAGCCAACUUUGAGAAACAGUUAAAGGCUCAGGAGCGCUUGGCUUCUAACGCCCAAGUUAUUGCUGAUAUUCUUAACAUGGAAAUGCCCGACCUGAAGGAGGCUGGAGAUGGGUUUCCUAACACCAAUGGCUCGAUUGGCCUUGUUAAAACUGGAGAAUACCUAAGAGGGCAAAGUGAAGGUGCAGGGAUUUGGGAAGAUGAAGACGAGCGUCGCUUCUACGAAAAUCUGGUAGAUUUGAAGGGUAAAGUCCCUGGCAUUCUUCUGGAAGAUGGUAAAAAAAAGAAGACAGACACAGACGAAGCGGUCGGUAAAAGAAUAGACUCGACAGACGGUGCGGAUAACGCCAAGUUCACCGAGGCUAACGAUGACCAGUCUACAGCUAUAGUGAACAAGACAAUUGGUGCGCAAGUGGAUGUUCUUCUGACUCAGCUACCAGAUCUCACAAGCAAGGAUGCAACAGACCAGAUAGCUAUCCAGUUCUGCUUCUUAAACUCCAAAGCCUCCCGAAAUCGACUGAUUAAGGGACUGACCGAAGUGCCUAAAGGUCGAACAGACCUCUUGCCAUAUUGGGCGCGUCUCAUCGCUACCUUGGGUAGAUACAUGCCCGAUAUUCCCAAAGGUAUUGUCGACUACCUAGAUGCGGAGUUUCGAAGUCUCCAGCGCCGAAAGGAGAAGGACUUUCUUGGUCAAGUUCGGUUGAGCAACAUUAGGUACCUGGCUGAGCUGACUAAGUUUGGUAUUGUACCUGAGCACGUUGUCUUCCAUUGCUUGAAGGUCAGCCUCGAUGACUUUUCACGGAUGAACAUUGAGAUUAUCUGCAACCUCUUAGAGAAUUGCGGUAGAUAUCUCCUACGUAACGCGGAUACUUCGCCUCGUAUGACUACUUUCCUAGAGACGCUGCAACGCAAGAAAUCUGUUCAACAUAUUGGGCAACCAGAGCGCAUGCUCAUUGAGAAUGCGAUAUACUACGUCGAUCCACCUGAAAGAGCAUCCAUCCAGCAAAAAGAACGUACUCCUAUAGAGCUCUUCAUCCGCAAACUUAUCUAUGUUGACAUGACAAAAAGGAAUUACACGAAGAUUCUGAAGCAGAUACGGCGACUUCACUGGGAAGAGCCCGAGGUAGUGGCUAUUCUCGCGAAAGUAUUCACGAGGCCCGCUAAGGUUAAGUACGGUAGCAUCCAUAUUCUCGCGAUACUUCUCAGUGCUAUAUACCGAUAUCACCCGAGCUUCACACUUAGGGUCAUUGACAAUGUUCUUGACGCUGUGACAUUUGGGCUCGAGCAAAAUGAGUUCAGGUACAAUCAGAGACGUAUUGCUGAGAUCAAGUAUCUUGGCGAGCUCUAUAACUACAGAAUGCUGGAGCACCCGGUAAUCUUCGAGGUGAUGUACAAGAUCCUAACUUAUGGACAUGGUGGGCCACCAGCGCCUGGUCGAUUGAAUCCUUUUGAUAUGCCUGACGAUUUCUUUCGCAUUCGUCUCAUUUCAACGAUGCUCGAGACAUGCGGAAUGUUUUUCAACCGAGGCGCUGCAGGCAAAAAGCUUGAAUAUUUUCUCUCGUUUCUCCAGUACUAUAUACACACGAAGCACCCUCUGCCUAUGGACAUAGAGUUCAUAGUCCAAGAUACAUUUGUUCUCACAAGGCCGCAAUGGAAACUGGCCACCAAUCUCGAGGAAGCAGCGAAAGCACUCCAACUAGCAAUCGCACAAGACCAAAAGAACUCCGGGAUUGAUCAAAAUGCUGAACAAGACGACGCGUCUGUCCGCUCAUCUUCUGAUGAAGAAGGAAUGGAAGGCGACGGCGAGCUGGGUGAUCCCGAGGCUGAGAGUGAGAAAGAUUCAGAAAUUGGCGGAGAUGAUGAAGAUGGUGAGGCUGAUGAAGAUGGCGAAUACCCUGAUGACCAGCAUGACCAAUCCCAGUCAAACAGAGGCUCUGACUCGGAAGAUGAAGCGAUUGUGGUGACAAAGAAAGCCGAAGAGUUUGACCCCGAGGCUGAGGCCGAGUUUGACCGGGAGUUUGCGAAAAUGAUGGCUGAGAGUCUAGAGUCCCGAAAAUUUGAUCGCAAGCCAAUGUUCGAUGUACCGUUGCCACUUCGCUCUAAGACAACCCGUGACCAUUCGUUGAGCACGGAUUUAGAAGAGCAAAACGGGGAUGGUGCUAGUACAAUGGCUUUCUCCCUCUUGACAAAGAAAGGCAAUAGACAACAAACCCGCAACGUGGUGCUUCCCUCUGAUUCAACAUUUGCAGUCGCAAUGAAGAAUCAGCAGCAGGCUGAGCGCGAGGAGCAGCAGCGUAUCAAGAAUUUAGUUCUCAAUUACGAUCUUCGUGAGAGCGAAGACUUAGAUGGUGAUACUCUCCUGUCGCCCCUUAAACCCAAUCCAAAUAUUCACAGAUUCAAUUAUUCAGGCCACGAGAAACCUUCGUAUCACACCAACCGCAGCGAGAAAUUGAAUAGAGACCGCGGCGGACAACGGAUCCGCCGACUUCAAUUGAGCGAUGUAGACUGGUAUGCGCGCACCCACCAAAACAAUGAGAAUGGGUAUGAUGAAACGCAGCAUAGCUCUGUGGCGGACGUCGUGUCUGAGAGGCUCAUGUUUGAUGACAAUGAAGCUAUCUUGAGCCCGCCAGACCCCACUAUGCUAGACAAGCGUCAAAAGCGUACAGGUUAUAGACGGCAUCCACGCAAUCAAGCCCGCCAUCUCAAUCAUUGA